AUGCCAGGAUUCGGUGACGGAUCUCUGCGCGCUUCAGCGGCUCCAGAUGGUGCUCUGCGCCAGCCAGGUGCCUCGGCCGGGAUUGCAGCCGCAGCCACUGGUCAGACAGGUGCAGCCGUGGGUCAGGCAGGUCCAGCAACUGGUGUACCAUCAACAUCGGCGGGGCACGCAACGGCAGCAGGCGGGGUUCCUGAUGGAGCCGGGAGUUUAGGGGGUGGAGCGGCCAACCUUCCAGCAACUGCCGCGGGACCGCCAGGUGGAUCAGUGCGUGUUCAGCCUCAUGCAGGCCAUGGUGCUCAGUCAGCGGCCGCAGCACAGACAGGUUCUGUCGGCGUAGCACCAGCGCCAGCUCAUUCGCAGAAAUACGCGACCGCGACGGAUCCAGUGUCAUACCCGCCCGGCCCGACUGUGUGGCCCACAGGCGUAGAGCCACGGGCUCAAUCACAAAUUGUGCGGCCUAUCGUAGCAGCUGUGGUCCAGCCCAGAAACGAUGCAUGGGACCUAGUGGAACCCCCGACGGAGCUCACCAUGUUUCACCGAGGUGUGCAGGUACAGGGUGCUCACCGGUUGGAUGCGGCGGCUGACACUGCGGCUCCUCAUAGGGGUUCGUCUGUAUGGUCAUCGGGGGAACCUUUCUUCACCCCCUCUGCCUUUCCCCCUGGGGCGCAUAUGCAUGGUGUACGCGCCCCUGCUGCGGUGGGGUUUGCGCAGCAGGCUGCUGCUGUUCCGCCGGCCGGCUCAGCAUCCGCCGCACAUUCAUGGCCGAUUGGCCAUGCACAGCAACCUCCCAACGCUGUUCACCCCGGUUCUGGGCAGCCAAACGACUUCGCACAACUGCCACUGACGACCCUUUGUCCCACGCGGCAUGAGCCUGAUGCAUUCCUCGCCACUGACGAGGUGCUCGACAAUACCAGCUGCCACCGUGGUCAAGCAUCCGAGUCUCGUGGUUUGGGCUUCUCAACCAUGAACGCUGGUUUCAUGCAGGGGUCCCGACACGUACUGCCAUCGCCGGCGGCAUCAUCAUCUAUGGUUCCCACGGCUCAGGGAGCAGAGAACGGUGAGGUGCCCAGCACCAAGGGGUGGACGGGCGUCACAAAGAAGCUGGACAAGGACGAGUGGAUCGGUAGGAUAAUCCUAGACCGUGCAUCAACGUCGCUGAUCGUCAUCAACAGCCACUUUGAAUCAGAGGAUGAGGCGGCAAGGUCAAUCGCAGCUGUCUCGCACGUGAUGUUCGUUGACAAGCCAACGCGUGGGGACCUCAUUCCCUUGACAGCCGCCGACAAGGAGAAGCUCAGAGGGUGCACGACGCACCAGUGUGAGGUGAUGGUCCGGAUGAAGUUCUGGCACAUGUGGGAGGAGUGGAGGAAUUAUUGGCCUGCUGCGAAGGCUAAGUGGGACGCGAAAAUGCGCAAAAUCCAGGAAAAGCAAGCUGCAAUAACGGCCAGCUUGGGGGAUGAUGAUGGUCGGGCCAACAAAAGGGCACGAGGUGAAGCUGAAGGAAUCGCAGGGGGUGAGACUGCGUCUCGCCGGGUGGGGUCGGGAACACAGGAUCCAUAG
Molecule: messenger RNA, 1557 nt
Organism: Closterium sp. Yama58-4
Lineage: Eukaryota; Viridiplantae; Streptophyta; Zygnematophyceae; Desmidiales; Closteriaceae
Source: the annotation of a GenBank genome assembly